Messenger RNA from Thrips palmi, 3587 nucleotides. RefSeq names its product serum response factor homolog (gene bs). Lineage: Eukaryota; Metazoa; Arthropoda; Insecta; Thysanoptera; Thripidae. Gene Ontology annotation, molecular function: DNA-binding transcription factor activity, RNA polymerase II-specific; protein dimerization activity; RNA polymerase II cis-regulatory region sequence-specific DNA binding. The transcript is spliced from 2 exons. Gene Ontology annotation, biological process: positive regulation of transcription by RNA polymerase II. The coding region runs from base 223 to 1257 and encodes 344 amino acids. The record is from RefSeq and is a predicted model, not a curated record.
GUCUGCCGACGGACGCGCGUGCACGCUGUGUCUGAGCCUGCCCGCUGCACGGCGUGACGUCGUCGUCGUGGUGCUCAAGUGCGUGCGCGUGGUGGCGGCUAGAGCGUGACAUGCGCGCCUAGCCAGUCAAGUCAAGUGUGCGGUUCCCAGUGUGUGUGCUGUGAUAUGAUACGUGUUGUGUCCCCGCCGUGCUAACGCCGUGCUUACGCCGCGCCAGUGACCAUGGAUACGUCGGCAGGAGCGGGCAGGGACGCCCGGUUCAACCUGGGGUACAACAGCAUGUCCCUGCUGGGGGGCGACACCUCCCCGGACAUGUACGGCAGCGGCCGGUCGUCGGCGACCUCCCUGAGCAGCCACAGCCCCUCCGGGAUGUCCCGGUCGGGCAUGGGCGGCCUGUCGGGGUCCUGCGCGCCGGGCGGCGGCGGCCUGUCCCGCGGACUCAAGCGCUCGUCCUCGGACGUGUGCUUUCUGGACCAGGACGUGACGGGGCGGCCGCUGGACUGCGGGUCCGACCUCAUGGACGACGGGUUCUCCCCCGCGCCCCAGAAGAGCGGCCCGCCCCCCAACGGCAAGAAGACCAAGGGGCGGGUCAAGAUCAAAAUGGAAUACAUCGACAACAAGCUCAGGAGAUACACCACCUUUUCCAAACGGAAGACUGGCAUAAUGAAAAAGGCGUACGAGCUGUCGACGCUGACGGGGACGCAAGUGAUGCUGCUCGUGGCGUCCGAGACGGGCCACGUGUACACGUUCGCCACGCGCAAGCUGCAGCCCAUGAUCACGUCGGAGGCCGGCAAGGCCCUCAUCCAGACGUGCCUCAACUCGCCGGACCCCUGCCCGUCGUCGGGCGGCAGCAGCGGCAACGGCGGCAGCGACCAGCGCAUGAGCGCCACGGGCUUCGAGGAGACGGAGCUGUCGUACAACAUCGGCGACGACGAGCAGAAAGUAAGGCACCUCGUGUACGGCCACGGCGGCCACGGCGGCCAGGGUGGCCUCUCGCACGGCGGCCACGGCACGCACGCUCAGCAGCAGCACAUGAUGGGCGGCGGCAUGUACCACCAGCACCCCGAGCACCACAUGUACCCCUCCCCCUCGCACCUCCUCCCCUGCCCCUCGCCACAGCCCCUCGUGCUGCCCCCCUACCACCAGCCCUGCCCCUCCCCCCUGCCGCAGCAGCAGCAGCAGCCCCCGCAGCCCCAGCACGGCGGCGGGGGCAGCUACGGCCUGGCGCACAUGUCCCACGCGCACCCGCAGCGGUAGGGCAGCGCAAAUUUAAAUAUUUUCUAAUUUUUUUAAAAAUAUAUUUUGAUAGAAAUUUUAUGAACAAUUUUUAAACGUAAAUAUAUUUUUAUAGAAAUAUGUUGUUUUUUGAAAUUGUAUUUUUCUGUUUUUGCAAAGUGAGAAUCUAUGACCAAAAGGGGUAGCCGAACAUGGCUGAAUAAGUCUUUUACAAACACUUUUACACGUAAAAAUAUUUUUUAUAAAAACUUUAUUGCUGUUUUCAUACGUUGUUUUUUCCUGUUUUUUGCAAUGUGAAAAUGUAUGACCAAAAGUUGUGGCCGAGCAUGGUCGAAUAAGUCUGGCUGUGUGCGUCUCCGCGUCGCCGUCUGGCGUGGUCCGCGGCCGGCGGCGGUCGGUGCGGGGGCAGUGGCUUGGCGGGGCGGCCUGGCAGCGCUCCCAGCGCUCAUAAAUUCAUUUCCUCAACCGAGUCAUCUCGUGAAUCCCCUUUACUUGCCCCAAGGAAGGGGCCCGAAGCAGGGGGCGCCAGCACGUAUUGUGUGCCGUCCCGGGACGGGUAAAUUUAGGACACUUUUUUGACCUUAAAAAUACACUCCGAUUUCUUACAUUCGCAAAAUAAAGUGAAGAAUUUUAUAAAUGAAUGCUCAACGUCGUGUUUAAAAACGGUUCCCCUUGUAAAAGCAUUCCUUCCCAUCUUUCGUCUCCGUCCAAUCCCAAGACUCCCCUGACCGCCAGCGCGAGCAGUUGCAUCGACCAAACUCCGUUCUCCGCACAUCCAUAGAUUUCUAGAUUUUUGAUUCUUAAAUUUCCGUCAUAAUCUUUGGUCACAACCUAACCGUGUUUUCGCGGAGAGGGAUGCCCGGUCGAUGCAGCUGCUCUGGCUGGCCUUUUGAUUGUUUGUGAUGUGAUCUUGCUGCUGCCGGUGUAGUGCAUGUGUUUGUUGCGUAGAAGUAGUAUUGCCAGCACGGUAGCGCGAGGAGGGCGCUGAGGUUAAGGCCUAAAUUUACCCGAAUGGCUAAACAUAGCUUCAAUGGGCUUGCCUUCCCUUCUGGUGCAGUUAUUGGGAACGACGCUCGCGCCGCCCAGCGGACGAAACUAGAACUGCCUCUUCUUCGCCAACGCGCGCGCAAAAUUUCUAGUUUUUUGAACUUAUUUUUCCACAAAGACAUUCCUGUAGUGAGUCACGUGAUAUAUAUUUGUUAAGUUAUUUUGUUAAUGUGUCAUUUUUGUAACGUAGUGGGGAAGAGAGCAUUUAGAGUGCCGUUUUUGUUGUUGUUGUUUUUUUUAAACGAAAUGUAAAGGAUUGGCUUAUGUGGGAUGCGCCACCGGCGGCCACAGCUCUAGCCGCGUGGCCGCCGUGGCUUCCUCCCCGGCGUUGGCACACUGCCACCAACGUGGUGAGCGGCUCCCUUGAACGCCAUCUGCCCACCUUGUUUUUCUGCAAAGUAACAUUUGCAAAGUUUCCUUUUAAAAUUUGAAGUAUUUGAAGAAUUCACACGUUUCCGAUGUUUGCCUCAACCGCCUCUCGCUCUGCCCUGCUCGGUGUUUUGUUUAUGCACGCAUGUUCCCGUGAGCUCAACGCCAGAAUGAGUCCGGUCAAGGAGUUUGUUUUUCUUGAAAGUCACUGUUAUCUCGCUAAAAUAAAUUAUUUUCCUAUAUUCGAUUAUUAAGAAAUAAUGUCAUCGAACCCUCGACUUGACUGAUCCUGAAAUUGAGCUCACGGCCGUUUGGUUUUGUAGUGUUUGACUUGGGUUGAGAAUACCAGCCAACCUGCGAUCUUCUUCUGAUUUUGGUGUCAAAUGUUGUCAAAUUGUUUCGACGUCUCCGUGAUCGCUAUUUUAGGGUAAGUGCAAUCCCUCUGUUGUACACUUGUGAACGCAGAAAGAAACUUGUUGAUGUGUUUACCUAUUUUAUUAGAGUAUAAUCGUAUCUGCACGCGGUUUAUACUUUAAGGCCAAAGUGGUAGUUGUUUAGGCUGGUUGGCUGGUUGUUAUAUUAGAGGCAGCUUGCGUCGGUCAGCGUGACAUGGUUCGUAUGCCUUGGUGUGUUUGUUCGGCCAGACCCCACGCUCUGAGGAGGCUCUCUUUAUAGUGUCCCCUUCCAAAGAUCGAAUGGCACAACCAAACCUGUCUCAGACUUUCGGAAACAUUCUCCUCCUCUCUUAGUGUCUCUGGUUCGUCCCAUUUGACCUCCUGAGAGCGUCGGGCCUUUGCCACCCCCUUUUUAGCAUGUUGUUGAUGUUGUUGUUGUUGUGUGGCGAGCUUAUUAGUCAUGCCUGCACGUACUGCUCUCUGUACGUCUUGUUAAUGAUUGUGAUUAUUAGUCAAGAUUAUAAUUUAUUAAUUUUGUUA